Messenger RNA from Ochlerotatus camptorhynchus, 990 nucleotides. RefSeq names its product RNA-binding protein squid-like. The coding region runs from base 247 to 975 and encodes 242 amino acids. Gene Ontology annotation, cellular component: chromatin; nucleoplasm. Gene Ontology annotation, molecular function: RNA binding. Gene Ontology annotation, biological process: regulation of gene expression. Lineage: Eukaryota; Metazoa; Arthropoda; Insecta; Diptera; Culicidae. The record is from RefSeq and is a predicted model, not a curated record. The transcript has a single exon.
UCUUCGGGUUCAUCGCUGGAGCAAGACGCGAUCACACGCUACUCGCUGAGAAAUCGCGUUUCUAAAUUUAAUAGUGAUUUUAGGAUCUCUAGUUUGAAUGAAAAAGCAACUUUUUCCUUGCAAAUUUUAAACUUGCAUCCCGUGGAAGUGAGGAGCAGUUUAUUUUACGGAAUUAACCGCGUUCGGGGCUCUUAGUACCUAGUAGAAAGUGUAACCGAGUUAAGUGUUAAGGCAGAAAAAAGUAAAAUGGCCGAUCAGGAUCAAGAGAUGAACGGAAACGGUCAAGACCAGCAGGACCACAACGGAGACCAGAAGGAGAACGGAGCCGAGGGCUCGUCGGUUCGUGAUGACGACAGAAAAUUAUUCGUUGGUGGACUUAGUUGGGAAACAUCAGACAAGGAACUGAAGGAACACUUUGGCCAGUAUGGCGAAAUCGAGAGCAUAAACGUCAAGACAGAUCCCAACACGGGUCGCUCGCGAGGAUUCGCCUUCAUCGUGUACAAGAAUGCCGACUCGAUCGAUAAGGUCGUCGCCACCGGCGAUCACGUCAUCAACAACAAGAAGGUCGACCCAAAGAAGGCCAAGGCCCGUCACGGCAAAAUUUUCGUCGGUGGACUGACCACGGAGAUCAGUGAUGAAGAGAUCAAGACCUUCUUCAGACAGUUUGGCAAUAUCGUCGAAGUCGAGAUGCCACUCGACAAGCAGAAGAAUCAGCGCAAGGGCUUCUGCUUCAUCACCUUCGACUCGGAGCAGGUGGUGAACGAACUGCUCAAAACGCCAAAGCAAACCAUCUCCGGUAAGGAGGUGGACGUUAAGAAAGCUACUUCCAAACCCGACAACAUGGGAAUGGGUGGUCCGAUGGGUGGACGUGGUGGCAUGCGUGGACCGGCCCGAGGUGGCUUCCGAGGUGGACGCGGGGGACCUGGAGGACCCAAAAGUAAGUGUAACAUCUCUACUCUUUGCUACCGGACGUAAAAGACGCACUUUUCA